Molecule: messenger RNA, 1707 nt
Organism: Fonsecaea multimorphosa CBS 102226
Lineage: Eukaryota; Fungi; Ascomycota; Eurotiomycetes; Chaetothyriales; Herpotrichiellaceae
Exons: 4
Coding region: 1-1707 (568 amino acids)
Source: RefSeq, a predicted model, not a curated record
AUGGCGUCCUCCAACGCCUCGUCGGCUCCAAUAACGGUCCGUUUCAUGAUCCAAGAUCCCGGUUCCCGUCAAACUGGGCAGGACAAGACCAUCAAAAUCGCACAAGCCCGAAGCCAUGCAGCCAAAUAUGUCGGUCGACGCGCUCGCUGGGAAAGGCAGAUGAGUUUCCGCCGGGAGAUGGAGUGCGAAUCAUCCCAACGACACGAACAAGAGAAGCGCACCGCAGACGAUGGUGCAAAUGAUGGCACAGAGGAUCAAACACCAGAAUCCUCCAAGGUGGUUGUCCAUAAUGCUCUGACGCAGAGCAAAAGGGAUCCAUUCUCUCCCUACGAUGCGUCAGAGCAUCCGGCAGUCUUCCAAGACCUCAUUGAGUACACCUACGACAAGCUAUGGCCUGACCUGAUUGAGGUCCAAGGAAAGCCAGCCGUCCAUCCAGGGCGGCGGCAAUGGCGCUUGGCUGCACAGGAGUGUUCUGCCGUUCAUCAUGUCCACCUCGCGAGCGUGGCAGAUUUCGGCAAAGCCAUGUACAGCGCCUACGGAUAUAGUGCCAUGUUCGAUCGGCUGAGGCUGUUUCAUCACACCAAGGCACUUCGACUGGUAAGGCAAAUUAUCCAGAAUAUGGAACCCAACGACAUCCCGACCGAUUCGCUCGUUAUGGCGGUAUACAAUCUUUCAUACCAAGGACUGGACUGGGACAAGCGGGUGUUUCCGGAGAGUCACCCCCCUUCGCCGACGCUUGGUGCACGCUUCCUUAUCCGGUAUGGUAGGAAAGUACCGCAUGCCGAACAUAUCCGUGCCAUGAAUCUCCUCAUCCAGGCCAAGGGCGGCUUGGAAGAAAUCGAACUUAUUGGCAUUGCAGAAAUGAUAUGGCUAUGGAGCCUGAACAACUGCACAACCCUUAUCCAACCCCCGAGUUUCCCGCUUCUGAAAAGCUACGAGAAACUUCUGACAGAGUACACCGAAAGGGUCAAGAUAUCCCUCCGCAACGGCACGUUUGGAAGACUCGGGACGGGGUUUUUGGUGCUACCAGCGAGGGACGCUAUUGGGCGCCUCCGCGAGCGUUUGCUUGUCACGGCCGCCAUCACCGUGGAUCUCUGCCACCUAGAACCGGGCUACGAGCGGACGCGGGAGUGGCGGCGGCUGCUGGCUGUCGCGCGUGCGAACCACCACCAGAUUCUGGACAUGCCGACCGAGAUUCCGGUGAGUGAGGCCGGGAGCGAGGAAGAAAGGCUGAUCUUUGCUAUUACGCGCCUCGGCGCCUUACUUUACGACGACAUGGUCGUGUACCCGCAGAUCGACUCCUCGGAAAUCAAGCCCCGCCUAGCGCACGCGCUGCGCCGCGCCCUGACCGAGAAGUUUCACAAAUUCACCCCGGGGGGAGGCCGCGAGGAGUACCGUCCCUUGGUGCUCUGGACGCUGCUGCUCGGCUGCAUCGGCGCCACCUACACACCUCACGACCGGCCCUGGUUCGUGAGCCAGCUCCACGAGCGCUCCGCCCAGCUUGGCCUCAAUAAGUUCCAAGACUUCAAGGCCGCCAUGGGUUGUUACCUGUGGUUUGAGAACCUAGAUGGCCCCGCGCGGAAGGCCUGGUCCGAGGGCGAGAAUGCGUUUCGUACCAAGCACACGGAGCAGGACGAGGAUGAGGUCGAGGAUAAGCACACGCCCAAGGACAAGGACAAGGACUCCAAGAGUCAAGGGGAUUUCUGA